UUUCAUUCUUCAAACGAACCAACUUAUUGCGAUACUUGAAAGCAACACAAUUUUCCAAAGGAGCUACCAAGCUCAGAAGUCGUUAUUUUUGGGAAAUAGAGAGACUAACUACAGGCAAACAUGGCGUCAACACCAAAGACAAUGUCGAACCGGCUCAUGACGAUGAAGUUCAUGCAGCGGUCGGCCGCCAAAUCGGCAAAGUCGGAGCCUUCGACCCCAGAUGGACCUCAUUCGAAGAAAGUGCGACUUUCCAAUGGCAGGUCAGCGCCUAGUACACCCGGCACGCCGUCGGACCACGAAGUCUUAAAAGCAGUACUUGACGAGGAGGAAAAGAAGCGACAAGAAGCAGUGGACAGAGCUGCAGAGAAGGCAGGAGAGACAAAGUGGGUUUUGAGCUUUAAGGACCCAAAUGAGGCUUCAAGGAAACCAGCAAUGAAUGUAGUACAAGCAGGUUUCGCGGUCAUUGAUGCAGAUGACGAUAGCGAUGAUGAGGGCGAACUGCAACCUGCACGAAUGACGUUUGGAGGCGGCGUCAAACGAGAGCAGAAGAAAGCUCCAGAGUCCGACGACAACAGCGACGAUUCCGCAGAAGAAUCCGAUUCUUCUGAAUUGGAUUCUGACGAUCCUACGGCCGCGCUCAUCAGGGAGACAAAACGUGAGAUGGCAGAAAGGGCACGCGAAAGCAGGAAAGCAGAGAAGAGAACAGAGGAGAAUGCUCAACGUCGUCCGAAGCCGAUAGACCAAGACAUGGAUUUGGCGAAUCUGACAUCCAUCUCUGGAGGUCGCCCUGGUGGAUCGGGUGGCGGAGGACGUGAUUUCAGUACUAUGCAGUGCUUUGGAUGUGGUCAAGUUGGCCACCGAAAGCAGGAUUGCCCCAAUGGUAGUAAUGAUAGGGGACGGGGUUUCAUGGGAAGAGGUGGACGAGGAGGAAGAAAUGGGAGGAGGUAAAAGACAUAUAGUUACUCCGACAGUUCCACAUAUGGCCAUCUGGACGAGUGUUACACCUCUACAGACUUAGUUUACUUUGAAGAUACCCCGGAGGCGUACCCAAGCCUUCCAAUGAAUGAGAAUUUUGGACAACUUGGUCAC
Aaosphaeria arxii CBS 175.79 is the source of this 1089-nucleotide messenger RNA. RefSeq lists its product as uncharacterized. NCBI's taxonomy places the organism in Eukaryota, Fungi, Ascomycota, Dothideomycetes, Pleosporales. Gene Ontology annotation, molecular function: zinc ion binding; nucleic acid binding. The transcript is spliced from 3 exons. The coding region runs from base 121 to 948 and encodes 275 amino acids. The record is from RefSeq and is a predicted model, not a curated record.